AUACUUUCAAAUUUUGCCUAGGUUGCUUGGUUUCUAAAUUUCAACCAUUCACAUUUUUUUUCAUUGGCUUUAAACAGCAAAAAAGUUCAUUUUUACCAAUUUAGCAAUACAGCUUGAAAACAGCGCUCAUACAACGUCGGAAAUGGACAACACAACCGCAGUUUUAGAAGUGUCGACACUUUCAUCAUCUGCUGGGUCGCAAUCAACAGGUGUGAACGAAGAGGAGUACUUGAGCGAUACUUUCGUGAGUCUGCUGUUCUGGAUAAACGCAGUGGUCGUGCCCGCGUUUGGCUUUCUCGGCAUCGUCCUAAACACUCUCGGCGUUCUGACUCUGACUUAUAUGGGCGUGAACACUUCGUCUACUCUGUACAUGCUCAUAAUCUGUGUGGGGGAUAGCAUCUCAGGAUUUGUAGACGCUAUUCUAUCGGUUGGCAUUGGGGUGUGGUUUACGAACCUGUACGUGUUGGGGCGUGGCUGGUGCAAAGCGGGCAUGUGGAUCAACUAUGCCACUACCUGCUCCACCCAGUUCGUCCUCACCCUCUUCACCUUCGACAGACUCCUCCGGUGUCCAUGCCCAUCAAGUACAGGUCACUCAAGGCCAACCUCAGAUACGCGGGGUUGAGCAGUGCACUAGUUGUGUUGCUGACUUACAUUUCCCUGUUGGGCCACUUCUACGCAUUCGAACUAGUGGACGGACAGUGCACUCGACCCAGCUACAUGAGUGAGUUGGGCAAACUGCUCUACUUCCACUACUCCGCCUCCUUCGUCUACUGCGGACUGCCCUCUUCUCUCAUCUUCAUGUUCAACCUGGCCAUACUGUACUUCAUGCGAAAGCAGAAUAACAACUCGAAAGCGGGCGGAGGAGGGGCGAACUCUGCUCUGAGGACGGAGAGGGAGCAGGCGAUCACUCGCAUCCUCCUCCUGAUGUCAUUCGCAUUUCUCAUCUUCACUGCCAUCGCCAUGGUGUUCCUCUACUAUACCCAGUUGUAUCUCGCACCCCAGCUGGAAGAUGGACAGCCGCGAGUGGGGCAGUUAUACGUUGCCCUGAGACAACUUGCGGAACUGCCGGCAACUUGGAAUGUAUCUUUCAAUUUCACGUUCUACCUGGCGGGUAGCAGGAUCUUCAGGAAGGGCUUCACUGACAUGUUGCAGAGCUACUUCUGCUGCAGAAAACCAAAUGGCAACCCGAGCAAUCAGUAG
This is a messenger RNA of Symsagittifera roscoffensis, 1200 nucleotides long. RefSeq lists its product as uncharacterized. The record is from RefSeq and is a predicted model, not a curated record. Lineage: Eukaryota; Metazoa; Xenacoelomorpha; Acoela; Convolutidae. Gene Ontology annotation, cellular component: membrane. The coding region runs from base 571 to 1200 and encodes 209 amino acids. The transcript has 6 exons.